AUGUUGUCAGAUAAAAAUAAAGUUACUGAAGUUCACAAAUUAAUGAAUGUAUUAAGGCAAAGAGGUUGCGUUGAUACUCUUGAACAUGUGGAAACUAAGACAAACCUAGUAAAUAUGGUUAAUGAUUCUUAUGAACAAGGAAUUUUUCUGGAUUCUAUACCAUUUGAAUAUUUCAAAAGAUAUAAUAGAGCUUUAACUUAUUCCGAAAAAUUGCAUGUAGAAGAUAUUGAGGAACACAUGCCAGAUGUAUUUUAUAUAACAAAAAUUGGACCAGGAUCAAUAGUUCUCAAGAUUCAACCUCAUGUGCGAUGUAUGUUGGGGACAGAUGAACGUAAUAAUCAAAAGAACAAAGAACAAUAUACACGUUGUUCUUCUCAUUCCUCUUCAUUAAAUGAUCAAGUAAAAGAAUUUUAUCGUCAACUUAAUGAAAAUAGUCAAGAAAAUUAUCGUUCUAGAAAUCAUGAUAAAUGGGAAGAUAAAAAAAAUUCAAGGAACGACGAUGAUUAUAAAAAAAAUUCAAGGAACGACGAUGAUUUGAAAAAGAAUACAAAAGGUCCACCAUGGACGAAUCCUUAUGGCAGUUUGCCACCAUAUUUUCAGAACGAGAAACAUCAAGAUGAAAGGUAUCAAAAUGAUCAUAGGAAGAGAGAAAGAAGUUAUGAUAAAUAUUCACCUGAACGACCAUUAAGAAAUUCUUACAGGGAUUUAUCACCCAGUGAAUGUUAUUUGCAGCAUGAGUAUGAUAGUAGUUAUGACCAAAAUUAUGAAUCCACUAUUAACAGAGACAAAAUGGAAAAAACGACAAAACUUGUAAAAACGGCAGAUUAUGUGAAGAAAAAUGACUCGGAAAAGAUUAAUGAUAGAUCACGAGAAAGUGGAUUUGAAAAAUACCGUGAAUUGGUGAAGAAUUUUCAUGGAGUACCAUUUUUUAUUUUACGAGAAGAUGCUCCUAAUCUUUCUGAAAUUCAAAGGGUUGCUUUAGAAUUACUCUUUUUGUGA
This is a messenger RNA of Dentiscutata erythropus, 999 nucleotides long. The record is from the annotation of a GenBank genome assembly. NCBI's taxonomy places the organism in Eukaryota, Fungi, Glomeromycota, Glomeromycetes, Diversisporales, Gigasporaceae.